Messenger RNA from Dalotia coriaria, 1630 nucleotides. RefSeq lists its product as uncharacterized. The transcript has 9 exons. The record is from RefSeq and is a predicted model, not a curated record. NCBI's taxonomy places the organism in Eukaryota, Metazoa, Arthropoda, Insecta, Coleoptera, Staphylinidae. The coding region runs from base 83 to 1291 and encodes 402 amino acids.
CCCGGAGGUCGUCCCGGAGACACUGGAUGCAAAUGUGCGUGAAUUAGAGAGUUUGAAGCAGACAAUCGGUAAAACAUUGGAAAUGAUGAAAAGUCAAUCUGGUAUCUAUACAAAUAUAAACGGACACGCCGAAAGUCAUGUGGAUACAAAAUCAGAGGUAAAACAAGACGGGCGACUGGUUGCUGGCGUUGUCGAACAUGUCGAUAAAGAGCAACCGAGCGCUGAUGCUCCGGCAAGCGGAAGUCUGCGCAUCGAUGUCGACGUGCCCGAAAAGAACAUCCACAAGUCAACCGUGCAACGGCUGCUGCCCGACAUCCGGCCGCAUCAGGAACAACAGCAGCUGAACGUAAAGCGUGGUGGAUCUACAAGCAGCGAGCAGGAGGAAGACGUCUUAGCCACGGAUAAAAUCGGCGGGAUUCAGUAUACACCAUUGGAUAUGGCUCAGUAUGUUUUUUGGACUGGUGAUGAGAAAGGUGUUACGUCAUCUAUUGAAGAAUUUCUUCAAGCAGGAAUUAUGACACGUGAAGAGGCUAUUAGUUAUCUACAAGAAAUCAAAUAUAAUUUAGAAUAUUUGCAAAUUCAUUAUAAUAACCAGUUUUGGUUUAAUGGAAACAGCGAUCGGUCAAAGACUAAUGCUGAAUACAUAGCUCAAGAGUUAUCGAAAGCAAGAGGAUCUAUUAAACAAUUACAGGAACUGCAACAGUUGGACACAUCACAAGACGUAUCAAAACCUUCUUUAAAAACCAACUAUGAUUUGACAAAGUUUAGACUUCAAGCGAUGAAAAAAAGCACGCCAGCGUUUGACACAACUGAAUCAGAUAUGCAAAAAUCAGACAACUCAGACUCAGUGGACAAUGAUGAACUCAUGGAACGUCUACGGGUUGCUGACUUUUUAUAUACCGAAUACUCCCUGGAAGAAAUCAUCUAUCAACUUGCGAAAGUAAUGUUCACUCAAGGAUUGACCAGAGGUAGUGCAGAAGCACAGCAAGCUCUACAAAAAUUCACGAAAUUCUUAGAAACUGAAGCUGAACAAGGUCAUAUCUCUCGAACACUAGAAAAGAAAGUGCUUGAUGUAUUGAUAGCGUCCUUGACGGACACGCUCAGCGAGCAUCCCGAGAUACAAACAAUCCGUGAGUAUUCCCAGGAAGAGAAUCGUCAGAAGGCGCUGCGGCAAAUUAUGCAAAUGAUCCCGCAGGAGAAAGAUCCGCACGCAUCGCGUGUUGAUAUUCAAUUAAAGGACAACAGCCGUGAUCCUUUUGUUGAUCUAGCCAAAUAUAAAACAAUACGUUAAUCAACUGCAAAGGAAACUUAUCAUAACCAAAGUCAAUUUUUGUUUUUAUAAGUAAUGAAGUAAUCACAAUGUGUAAAUGAUUGUUUAUUAAUUUUUAAUUAUUAUUAAGAGUCAACAAGUCUGGUUAACAAUAUUUGUACUCGAAUAUUUCGUUGAAACUUGAUUGAACUAUAUUGUGCUAAGUUUAUGAAAGCGUAUGCAUAUUAUAUUUAUACUCAAUGAAUGUUGAAAUGAAAAUGUAAUACAAAGGAAGAAAGGAACAGCCAAAGGAAAUGUAAAUGUGUACAAAGUGGCAAAAAGUAAUGUACAAAAUAUAUCAAUAAAUGAUAUAACCUGAAA